Pocillopora meandrina is the source of this 17963-nucleotide messenger RNA. The record is from the annotation of a GenBank genome assembly. NCBI's taxonomy places the organism in Eukaryota, Metazoa, Cnidaria, Anthozoa, Scleractinia, Pocilloporidae.
AUGAGGAGGAUAAUUUUCAAUGAUGGCUACCGAAAAGAUGGAGAUAUUGAUAGUUUAUUGUGUAGAAUAUGUCCAAAUAUUGAUGUUUUUGAACGCAAGAAGUUUAAGGUUAAACUUUUGGAAUAUCUAAAUUGUGUGUUAGUACCAGCUGGCUGGGAAACUUGUGGAUAUAGACUGUCCAAGGAACACCCCACAUACAAAUACCGCAAAAGGUUGCUGGAUAAUUUCAUUGAUAAGCAGAAAUUAGAAGAUGAAAAGCAGAAAUCAGUGAGCUCAACAGUAACAAAAACAAAACCUGAAGUGUUUUUUGAACAACUCAAACAGUUUGUCAAGGUAGAAGAACAGAAUGACAGUUUUUCUGAGUUUUGUGAGUCAAGAAGGUCAGCCCUAAUAGAUUUGUUUGAAAGAAAUGUAAAGCUUUGUGGUGUUGUGAUACGGAAAUGUACAUACAAUGCAGGCCAUUGUAAGGUGUCUGUGCUAAUAGAUGUAUGUCAUAAAGCUCAAGAUGGCCAUUCAGCAUUGAUUGAGCAUCUCAUUGAUGUUGAAAAUGAAUCUCUAAGAGGAUAUGAUCUCAAAGUUGGGGACAUUGUUGAAGUAACACAAUGCCGGAGAAAGGAAGGAGUUGCAAUGGAACCAGAAGUGAUAAAGUAAGUAUAGUUCAUAUCAGUUAUAAAUUUCAGUCUUAUCAUGAUAUCUUGUAACAACUUGUUAGAGAUUGAUCUCUGCACCUAUAACAAUAUUACAUUACUCAUAUCACAUUUCAACCUAAAAGUAUAUGAAAUGAAUCACUGUGCAAUAAGCAGAGAAAUGAGCAGCACCAUAAGGGAUAUUUUAUUUUCUGGAAAAAUUGAUUCAUAGUGUACAGGAUAAAAAAUAAAUUUCAUCACUAGAUAACUAAAUUUCUUCUUUUUGGGAUAAAAAUGACCUCUGGUUUCCAUUGGAUUAUUGGAAUGAUCAUUUCAAGAAGUGUCGUCAGUUUAUCCAGGGAAGGGAAGGACAGUAGACUGUGACACUAGCCAUUGUUUUGGCUUUCUUCUCUUUGAGAUAAAAAAUCAGCAAUUGCAUUGGGGUGUAAAUAAACAAGGAGUCUUCCAUGUAAGUGUAGCAUUAACCCACAGGCUCACUAAUUAUCCUAUAAUUCCUCAGCAUAUGGAUUGGAAUAAGAAUUGCCAGAAACUUUCUUUUUUACUCUGCAAAUGAGAACUAGAUGGUUUUGACUUCCAAAAUCAUUAUGGUUUUUAUCAAGCACAGCUUUCAGAUGCCAUGUGUUAAAAGUGAUGUGGAAAAUGGUAUAUGUUGAUUAAUUUCCACUUUUCAAACAAUCUCUUUCCCGUCUUUUUUCCAGGUGUUACCAUCGUGAUCAGACUGAGAUUGAGUCAUUUUUGAUUUUUUUGGUAGCAAGUGAAAGCUCAACUGCUGCAUUGACUGAACUUGUAAGGUAGGUUUUAUACCAGUUGCAUGUAACUUAAUUAACUGAAUAGUCUUGUCAUAUUGGUUGGAUGUUGUGGCUUUUAUUGCCAACUUUCCUUAGAACUUUGUGUUUUAACCAGAAGUGACUUACAAAUAACUUUUACCCAUAAUAUCCAUACAUUAUCCAGCUAAUAAUGUCAUGAUUACACAUCUGAUUGGCUGAAAACAAGUGCAUUCUCUCAUAAUACAAGUGCAAAGUUGUAACGUGUGCAAAUUUACAUCUGAUUUGACUCUUUGCGAUGUUUUGUCAUGUACAUUAUUGACAAGUAACAAAAUGAUUUCUCAUGCAAUUUGGUGUAGUAAGCACUUGUAAAUUUUUAGAAAGACUACAAAUUGCACUUGCCCUAUGGGUUUUGAAAUUAAUUUUGUUGUCUUUGAAAAAUUUAAAAUUGCACUCAAAAUCAUGUUAUUUACUUUUAGAAACAGGCCAUGAGAAUAGUCUCAAACUAACAAUUAGAUCUUGGGAGUUAACUGAAGAGUUAGGCAAGAAUCCUAAGUUCUUAAUUUAAAUUUGUUGAGGAACUUUAUAGCAAUUUUCUGACAUGACUUACUGAUUUUGUGCUGUGCCAUUUUUAGAUGUACUGCAUUAUGGGAAUACAUCCUGGAACUUCCCAAAGAAGACUAUACAACACCAAUGGCUAUGCAAAUUUUAUCCAUUGUAGACAAGAUUUGCUCCAAUGCCCAGAGAAAUAUGUCACACACAGUCACUCAUCUUGUGAAAAAGUUUCAGGGGAGUGCUUUCUUCAAAUCAGUCUUUCCAGAUUUUGUCAAUAAGAUUGAGGAUGGGAGGUAAGUAUAAAAUGUAACUGAAAAUUGUACUACUUUUUAUUCUUUUAUUCCUUUCAAUCCAGGAGUGACCAAGCAUGAACUUCUCCUAACAAUUUCCAUACACUAUCAUGAAGAAAGGUGAUGAGAAGUAAAAAAUGAUGAACGAGAGGGAUGACAGCUGUUUGAUUGAUCACCAAUUCAUAGAACUUAAAAAUGAUAAGUGAUGAAUUAUAAACAAUGUAGAGAAUUAUUAUUUAGAUCUCAGGAGUGAUAGGGUGAUUAUUAAUUGCGUUACUAAUUUAUUAGCUUCUGGUGUUUUUUGGUGUUUUUUUUUUUACAUAUGAAAUUUUUUGGUGGUUGUUGCUGCCAGACAUUUUGUUAUAUGUUAACAUAUUAUUCUUGCCAGCUUAUGCUGAUGAUGAGUUUUCAGCCUUCUCUGACAAAGAGCUGGUGGUGAGGUUAGGAAGGGGAGGGGAGGUGGUUGAGUUGGGUUGCUCCCUUUUUUUCUUGAUCUUUGUUUAAAAAUGUGAUUUAAUUUUACUUAAUAUAACUGACAGUGAAUUUAAUUCAAAUAUUGUAUGUUUCCUUCACAAUCAGUUGUCAAUUGUCAAAUUUCAGCUUGGUUCAGCGGAUUCUGGAAUGUGUAGUCACUGCCUAUCCAGCUGCUGGCCCACAUGUUUUACGAAUGGCUAAAGAGCUUGUGUAUAAGUUAAUAGACAACUCCAGUGACUUAGAGACAGCCAAAGAGAAUGGACGAGCAGCUAUAGAUUACCUAACUAAGCUAUCAUCCAUUAUUGCCUUAGAGGUGCCUCAAGGCCGUGAAGAAGUUCAGACUUUGCAAUGGAAAGAUCUUCCCUUGAUACCAGUUGUGAAAGAGAUCCAUGAACCCAGUAACAGUUAAUUGAAUUUAUUUUUAUAAUUAUUAUUGGGCCAUCUGUUGAUGAUGAAUGUCUCCUAUUCAGUGUAUUACAAUGUGUUAUUGUUAACUGUUUAAUCUAAGCUAAUGAAAUAGAACAUCACUCAUAGAAUCAGAGUUUGAUUAAGAAAUGUAUCAGCAGGAGAAUAUUCUCCAAGUCUGAGUACUUAGAAAAUAGCUCAGGGGUAGAAUUUUACAUAGUGACAGAAGAGAAGAAACUCUCUUAUUGACUUUCAAUCCUAAAAUUGUCUAUUGCACAGCCGUGUUUGUUCAUGCAGUAGCUCUGAAUAAAGAGCUAAGACAUAGCGACAAGGUCCACCUACUGAGUUGUGAUAGACACAAGGCUAGUUGGCAAUUGGUGAUAGAGUUUGUGAACAGCUGUAGAGUGGAGUAUUAGCGGAAUUGCAGAAUUGACCCUUUCACUCCCAAGAUCUCAUUAGUAAUUCUCCUUACUGUCUGCUAUAAAAUUCAUGUGAAGUUAGUUUGAAGAAUUUACCGGUGGAUCAAAUGAUAAUCCCCUAAUUUAUAUUUUUCUUUAUUCUCAUCACAAAUGCUAUUUAAUAUUGUCAGAUAAGGAAAAAUUAUGUCUUGGUCACUUAUGGGAGGCAAAGGGUUAAGAAUAUUUAUGAAAGCUGGCAAUGGCUUUGUUGAUGGUGUUGUGUUACAAAUGUUUAUGUAGUCUUUAUAUUUAGGAUUGAAGACAAAGGACUUACCAAAGAUAAAAAAGGAAGGACCAUACAAAUCAGAGGAGGAAUACUUAGAUACAUACUUCAGACUUCUCAGAGAGGAAUGCUUCCAUAAGUUACGCGAAGGAAUCUAUAAUUUUGUUAAAAAUGGAUGUCAAAGUAGUUCAAAAGAUAUUACAAUGUACAGGUAUAACCAAAUUGCUGUUUUACUCUCACAUAGGAUGAUAUUUAGGCUGGUUUGGCACUUUCUGAUAUCAUCAGGAGUGUAUGAACAGGUCGUUUAUACUGAUACCUUAUAAUUCUGCUGAACAACAUCUGAUUUAUCUUAUCCUCCUAGAAGAAACAAAUAUUACAAUAAUUAAUAAUAUUGUAAGUUGUAAAUGCUUUCCAAGGGUAAUUUAUGGAUAAUGUUAUUAUUAUAGUAGUCUCUUAGAGUACAUGACAUACACUGGUAAGUACACAAAACUUGCAUGCUUGUCUAGUAUUGUUUUCAAUGUGUGUAAUCAAUUUAAUAUCCUCAGAGUUUUCCUGAGAGCAGUCUCCCUUCAUCAUGAAUAUUCUCCAACUAUGAUGUUACUUUCACUGCUGUACAAGAGAUCAGAGUCGUCUAAAAAUAGUGAUGAACAGCUUGAGUAAGUACAUGUAUCAAAGAGUUAUCUUGUUGUUCUUUUGAUAUGUAACCGAACCAGCCUUUAGUAGUUUAUUUAUGAAGUCCACCCUGGUACAAAUAUCCUUUGAGACCCAAAGCUUAACUUAACUGUUUAAUAUACUAAAUCGCUGACCACACUUAACUUUCUCAUGGAAAUGAGCAGCUUAGCCGACAUAAAGUUUUGGAGACUCAUGUGACAUGUUAAGACAUAAUACAUGUACUUUGGAAGCCAUGGAAAAAUGGCAAAUUUUAUUAAAGAAAAGGACAGAACUUGAGUAAUUUUAUAUAAAACUGUUAAUUAUUUUCAAAUUAACUUAAACCUAUGAAAAGUAGUAGUUGCCAUGGGGACAAAAACAGUUGCAGCUUGGAGCACUGUACUAAGUUCAUAAUAUGGUUUAUUUUUGGAUCACUUCUUUUUUAGGGGAUUCCUCUUUUAGCUUGACAUUAUAAUUAUAACUUAGUUAGUACAUUAUUUUAUUGUAUCUUUGCCAGUCAAGAGUUCCUCCUGUAUGGAGAUCUGCUGUGUAUUUCCCUGGAUGGCUCUUUUAAAAAACCGAUCUGGGGUCUGGUGGAAGGUCAUAUUAAUGACCAGAGGUAAAUUAGUUUAAUCAACUUUAAGUCUAAAUUCAAAAUGAUGAAUCAAAAAUACAUUAAUGUUAAAAUUCUUCCAAUCUCACCAAAUGUUAUUGAAAUUGGAAGAAUUUUAAUGUUAAAAAUUAAAUUGAAUGUCUAUGAAUCAGGAACUAAUUGGGAAAAAACCUCAUGGGCAGCAAAUACAAUCAUGUAUGUCAAGCCUUAGAUGUAUCAAAUAUUAAUAGUUCUGCAUCUCAAGGCUUUUGUACUCAAUAUAAUCAAUGUUGUUAUUUCUACAAAUUUCAUGGGUUACUCUCCCACACUGAUGAUUCUGAUUGUAAUUUACGUAACCCAAAUUUAAAAUUGCCACAUUUUAACUUAGAUUUAGGGAGAACCUCUCUAAGAUAUAGAAGUCUGGAAUUGUAUACCAAUCAGUCUAAAACAGGCUCCCUCCAUAAGUUAUUUCAAGUAUGCUCUAAGAAACAGGUGCCAAAUUCAAAUGUUCAACAACUUAUCAAUUCUAAAGGAAGCCUCCAUAAUCUUGAAUAAAAACCAAUAUUUCAUUUAUUAUGAUAACUACUAAAAGUUUUAAUUUAAGGAAUACUGUUGUAUGUUAAAGUAUAUACACAAAGGUCCACAUCGGUUCUGCUGCUUUCAAUUUUUAACCUACAGUGUACUGUAAAUAAAGUUGAUUGAUAUUGUUCUUUGAAUCCAGCAUUGUAAGGAUUACUCUUUGUGACAAAGCAAAUGACCUUUCAGAAGCAGAGUUUAUUACACAGAUGCAAGAGGUUACAAACAAAAGUAAGUUUGUGGGCUGUUAUUUAAACUUUGCUAAGGGAAUAAAACAUUUAGUUAUACAAUAGCUUUUAUAUUUGUUUAUGAAUUGUUCUGUGAUGUUACAUUUAUUUUGGUUCUUUUGAGAAAUCUUAACUCUAGAGAUUUUGAGUGCAAAUUGCUUAAGUUCUGAUGGAUCUAAGUGAGCAUCAAAGUAGCAAGAAUGACCUGAUGCUAUCAUGAGUAGCUGUACAUGUAUUUCGCAGUUUUUAAUUUAUUAUAGGAAUGUAACUUGUGAACUUGAGGUUGGGAAUCUUUCUUGGAUAGAUUCAGACUCAUUGGGACAAUGGAGAGCACAUUGUUCAAUGAGCUGAAGUAGGGGAUGAGUAGGCCAUGCAGGUCAAAUGGUUAAUAUUUAAUUGAAGCCUUUUAUUGAUGUCCAGAUGAUGGAGCAUACUUGGCACAUAGCCACACAUUCUAUCAGGCAUUUGCUUCAGCCAUGGAAGUUCUGCAGCACAAAGGUUAGACAAUGGUGUCGAUUUGAAUGAAAUAAAGAAAAUUUUACAUUUGGAUUUUUUAUGUAGCCAUCCAUCACAGGGUUGGUACAAAGUCCCAUUUAAAUAAUCAUGCAGAUCCAUUUUCUUAGAUAGCUUGAUAGUCUUGAUGAUAAGAGUGCUGUACAUGGUUUUGUAGGGCACUCAUAGGUCAUCCUGGUCAGACAUAAAUUUUUUUGUGUUUUAUUGUCUUAGCAUAUAUUUUUAUGUAAUUGAUUUUUCUGUGAAGGAAGAACUAUAUAUGAUUCCCAGAAAAAAUAGCUAUUACAUAAUUAAAUGGUUCUCACAUUUUUUUUCUUUCUAAGAGAUGACUGGCCAAGAAACACUUCAUUAAAACUUCUUCACUAGUCUUCUUAUCAUCAGCGCAAGAUCUUAAUUUGGAUUAAAAUGGACAAUGCAGCAAAUUGCUUUACACACAUUGUUCACUUUCAUCAAAGUUCCUAACAUACUCUUUACACCACAUUCAAAUGUCACAAUUGGCCAUCUUAUUGUUGAGGAACAAGAAUUUGAUAGUCAGUCAUAAACACAAGGAGUGAUGAAGUACAUAUAUUUAUUUUCCCAUUUUUUCUUUAGAUCAUGUUCCAUUUAAAGAAUUCUUGGUUUACCCAAAACCAAACUACUUUGAGCCAGUUGAAUACCUAACUGACAUUAAAAGUCCCCCAGAUUGGGAGAUAAUCUUUCAUAAGGAGUCUCUGAAAGGUCAGGAAAAACAGUCUUCUUACUCACCUCUAAAAGAUCUCGAGGGAAUGCGGGUAAACAGCAACUUCAAAUCCAAACUUGAUUCAACACAGCUUGCAGCAGUGGAACUGGCACUAAAAAACAAGCUUGUGCUGAUUCAGGUAAUGCUUUAACUUGUAUAUCCGCCCAAUAUCCACAUAGAAUUAUUUGGUCAUAUGUAAAAUUUUUUCUAUUCCUUUUUCUACAGGGUCCUCCGGGAACUGGAAAGUCAUUUGUGGGUGUGGCCAUAGUGCGCCUUCUUUUGUCCAUGAAGGUGCCCCAAAGCCAUGGACCUAUUCUGGUAAAAUAACUCGUUGUCCAAUAGCCUCUUUAUCAUAAGUGCAUGGUUAAGCACAUGUAGUCUGCGUAACAAACUAUUUUUUUUGCAAAACAAACUUGCUAGGGAAUGGGAUUGUAAUCUUGAUCUAACGGCAGAUUCUCGUAACUAAUUUACCAGAAAAUGUGUAGUAUAUAAAAGGGGGAAUUUACAAUCAGAUCUAAGUAGUGAAGGGGUUAACAAGGUCAGCUUAAAUUUCUUUUACUGUGGUCAUCUUCACGCUUAAAACGAUCUACAAUAAUAAUAACAAUCCAUGAUUUAUUCCUGAGUGCUCAGAAACAGGGACAGCUAAUUUACUCUCUUUUUGUGUGGCUUCACACUGAUUCCCUUUUUUUAUAUCCUGGUUCACAGGUUGUGACCUAUAAGAAUCACGCCUUGGACAAUUUCUUGGAAGCUCUUGCCCAAUAUUCAUCCCCGAAUGAGAAGAUCGUUCGUGUUGGAGGCUUGCUUGAAAAUGCUAACAAGAAAUUGAAGGGACUCUUGCUAAGAGAGGUUUGUCUGUUAAUCAAUAUCGACAAAUGAUUCUGUGAUAGUGUUCGUUAGAUGUUUUAAAGAUUUUCCACUUAGUGAGAAAGCAAACGAGGUUGUCAAUCGCGGUAAACUAAACACUUGCAUGAACCAAUAAGAAUCUUAAUCAAGUAGAAGUGAUCAGCUACAAGCGCGAGGCAAAGAAAUUGAUUCUAGCUGCUUCAAGUUGGUUUUGCGGCAUCUGACUAGUUGUACACCUUUUCAGGUCCACAUAUUCCCGCGUAUCUGGAGUACGCUUUCGGAUAAAAUUACAAUUACGCACCGACCAAAGUCCAUACACGGGUACGCGACAAAAGUUCGGAAUAUUCAGAAAAAAAAACACUAUUCGGGAUAACAGUACUCCGCUGUAAUGGUUUAUUUACAUUUUUGGUUAUUUAUUUAUUUAUUUUUUUUGUUUGUUUAGGUUGGACGAAAAUGGCCUAAGGGAUUGCAGGAACGGAAAAAAAGCCUGACAGGAAAACUUUGGGCUCUGCAGCCUCGAGUUCGAAGUACCUACCAGAAGUUGAUAUUUUCCAGUAUUUUCAAUGCGGAGAUGUUCUUGGAAGUAUGUAACUACCUGACUUUAUCUGGGUGAUAUUAAUAUACUUUUUUAGUUUGAAAAUAUUGCAGGAUACAUUCGCUCAACAGCAUCAUACUGUCCAGGUUCAAAAAAGAGUGCUUGACUUUAAAACCUGGCGUCAAAUCAAAAUGGUUAAUAACAUAGAGUUUAAAACAGCUGCUUUUGAAAAUUAGGCCAGAGUCUACAGCUAUAUGUUGAUUUGUUAAGAUAUGUAGAUACACUUGGUGUAACUCUUCAAAUCAAAUCAACGAAUGGAUUCCAUGUUCAGUGCCGCACGUUCUUUUAGUAAUAAAUCACUGACGACCUCUAAAUGUGGUAAGAACAAAAAAGACAAAAACAAAAACAAAAAAAGGCACCAGGCGCAGUGUGUCACUUAUGUUCUCACCACAUUUUGAUGUCUUAUGUGGUCUAUUGCUAUCAGGAAGGACCACAACAUGGGAUCUAUUUGUUUUGUAUAGUAAAGAAGCAACCUGUUGUUAAUAGUGACGUCCGAUAUGCUUCUGUUCUGCAAUAGAUCAUCGAAGAGAACCAUUCAAAAGGCUGGUGUAGUUCAGCUUAUCGUCAAAUCUGAUGUACAUUUGAUUCCAUUAGAGAAAUAUGUUUUUUCGUAUUGUCACGAGCGUGGGACAAAGAAAAAGUUCUGAGUCUCCAUGAGGAAUCGAACCUCAGACCUUCGGAUUCCGCGCUCCGAUGCUCUAUCACUGAGCCACAGAGACUCCACGGUGAGCGAGGUCUAUUACGAAGUUCAUAUCACACGCGUCUUGCAUACUGCUAGGAUCAGCAUUGUCGAUAGAGUAAUGUUUGUAGAUAGAAAUAAGAGAGAUGGUAAGUUUUGAGCUCGGUAAAGAAAUGGAGGAGUAUGUUUCUUUUUAAUUCCAUUGUUUUUACAAGGAAGCGUCGGUAGACCAGAUUAGAUCCCUUCUUUGGGACAACGAACGUGAGCCAGUUGAUGAAGAAGAAGAAGUGAAAACUUUUCUGAAGAAGGUGACCGAAGGAGCUGAUCGAGGUGGCCUUAAGAGCAAUGCUCCACUUUUAGGUACUUAACCCUAAAUUUAAUUCUUAGCCAACAAAAGUACAUUUGCCUGUUAACUCCACACAUAAAAACUAAGAUUAGAUUAUUCAAGGUUCCGUCUUCACCACGACGGAUUCAUUAUUAAAAAACGUUGUUCUUGCUAUGACGCCUAACGUCUGUUCUUAACCAGACUGAUUGCCCACUGGAAACGAACUUCUUUGAAAACACUCUUCGAAGUGGUUAACUUUGUAUAACCCACUCAAACCCUAGAAGCCAACAGAGGGUGUGGUUGCACCUCAUUAGCAAACCGCUACGGUAGAUGUGUUCGUGAUCAUUAAUUUGUUUUCAAUUUUUUUCUUUGUUUUAAUCCAGAACUAGUGAAAAAUGCACUGCAGCAUUGGUUGCCUGCCCAAGAAGAGUUCGAUAAGUUUGUCAGUGACAAACAGGAGCCUAAACCAAAGAGCUAGUAAGUGUAUAUUAUAGCCACAAGUUUCGCGGUUUACGGCCUUUGCGGCAAGUUUUCUCUUGUAAUUUCCUUGCUACAUCAUAUUGACAGAAUUAUAAACGUCUAUUGCGUUUACAAUAACUUGCAGCGAAAAAAACCCUUAAGUCAGACAAACCAUCACAAGUAUGCCGACUGAAAUAGUCGAACCUUGGUUAUUUAUCUGCAUUCCUCACAUGGAAAGUAAAUUGGAUGUGCGCAUGCUCAGACUGUCGGCCGUUGUCUGGUGUAAACACGUGCGAGACGACCACGAGACACAUUACGGUGCAGUAGACCAACACUUGGGGGCUCUGAAAAAUUGUUCCACUAGAAACACAGAUGCGUUUUUUCAUUUUUCCUACGACUCUAGUGUAGCAGCUGCUCUUGUGAAGCAAAAAAGCAAAGAAGAUUCAGAGCAGGAGAAUUCAAGCGACGCCAGAGAUCCUUCAGUGGAGGAAGAGGAGCGUCUUCUUGCUUUGGAUAAAGACAUCUAUGAUGAAGAAGACGAAACAAUCGCCCAAGAUGUUGCCAAUGAAAACCAGGAAAGUCAAGAUUCAUAUUGUGGAACAGGGGAGCGCAAGCUAGUUUGUGUCGAUGAAACAAGUAAAUUGCUUAUGUUAUGUUUUAAAACCCGGAUAUUGAGAAGAUUUUGUAAUACCUCUGUAAUUCUGUUUCCAACUUUUUGUGGAUAAUGCUAUUUAACUGGAUUACUAUAUUAUUGUUACAUACGUGAAAACAAAUCAAAUUAAUGAGGAAAUAGAUAGUGCGAUCUAACCUUUGAAUACGAAGCUGAGAUCAAACUCCGGCAGUUAUUGCCUUGUAUUUAAGACAAGAAGCAUUUAGUAACUAUACAAGUAAAAUUGCAGUUUACAUUUUUUUUAAUUAGAGGUGAUUCCUCAUCUAAAUCUCUUGAAUGACGUCAAAGUGUGGGCUCUUGAGAAAGAAGAAAGAGUCCAGCUGGUGUAUGUUUUGCAAAGCAAAUUCUACAAGAAAGCCUGUUCUGAGUUCCUCGAAGUGAGCAGCUUGUACAGAGAGGUAAAAAGAUGAAUUAUAUUUUGUCGAGGGGGAGAGGAGGAGGGGGGGGAGUGUCAAAGGAAUUUGGUUGUGUCUCGAUAAAACUUACCUAAUGCCUCAUAAGGCUCUGUGGGAUCUUGGGGAAAGAGGAAAGAGUCCAGCUUGUGUAUGUUUUGCAAAGCAAGUUCUACAAGAGAGCCUGUUCUGAGUUCCUUGAAGUGAGCAGGUUGUACACAGAGGUAAAUAGAUGAGUUAGGGACCUUGUUAUCACCAGGGAGGAGAUGGAGGAUCUUUUGGGAUCGCAAAGUUUUCAGGGGGGACAGAGUAUUAAGGGGGGACUAUAGAACGUUGACUCCUAAUUAGGGAGGGGGGUCAUAAGAAUAUCACAGAACCUUAUAGGGGAUCAGGUAUAUUGUGACACAACCAAAAUCCUCCAAACCCUCCUCCCUCCCCUCCCCCUCCCCCUCCCUCAGGCCAGGCGCUAAACAAUGACUGGUCAGUAGACGAGACAGCCUGUUACGGGAGCAGAAUUGUUUCUUUUUUUGUGAUUGUCAUUGUGCAUGUAUGGGCGAAACUGUCACGCUUUAAAUACAGGGUAAGAGGUACCUAACGAAAAGAUUUUCUUUGUUAACUAACAGAUGCAUCAACAACUUAAAGAACUGAGAAAUCAGUAUGACAUUGAAGUGAUGAAAAAAUGUCACGUUAUUGGAAUGACAGUGACUGGAGCGACUAUGAGGGCAAAUCUGUUGGGUGAGAACUGUUAUUACUACAUAAAGUAGAUCAUGGUCAGUGAACUUGGGUCGGCUUGCUUUCCGGGGUCUUUUGAAAAAAACUCGGGGAUCUGUGGUUUCUUUGUUGUUGUUGUUUGUCUUUGUCAUGUUUAAAUUCUGAUUGGUUCUUAAAUCGCGGUCAACAGCAAAUUUAUGAAGUUGAUCCGAUCUUUCACCGAAAGCAACACUUUCGGCCAUAAACACGCGCGUGAUGUCCUCGAAAUAGACUCCUUUGUUACUUCAUUCUUUCAUUACUCACUCCCUUCCAACUUUCCUGUCUGCCUUCCUUUCUUUCUUUCUUUCUUUCAUUCAUUCAUUCAUUUAUUCAUUUUUCUAGUUAUUCAUUCAUUUUAGUUUUCUCGUUUAUUAUUUCUUUCUUCUUUCCGAAUUGUUUACUUUCUUUUCUUUUCUUUUUUCCCUGCCCUCUCGUAGCCGUCGUUAUGGCUCGUCAUGCUAAACUCUCUCCUAGCGCCUCUUGCAUGACGUUAAGGUUGCACGGGCACUAACAGAAAAUUACAGGUUGCACGGGCACUAACAGAAAAUUACAGAAGCGCGCUUUAUGUAACAUCUUAUCACUUAUAAUUUUAUACACAGCUGACAUUAAACCGUCUGUCAUGAUAGUGGAGGAAGCCGCCGAAAUCCUUGAAGCACAGCUUGUAGCUGUCAUUCCACCCUCUGUUCAACACCUCAUUAUGAUCGGUGAUCAUAAACAAUUAAGGCCAAUGGUCCAUUUCCACCGACUCAAAAAAGAUCAUAAUCUUGAUCUCUCCCUUUUCGAGAGGCUUAUCAACUGCAAGCUGCCAUACAUACAGCUUGGAUUUCAAUGCAGAAUGAGAGAUGAGAUUGUCGAUCUGCUGCGGGAGCUCAAGAUUUAUGAAAACCUAAAGACACAAGAUGAGGUAACGAUCUGAUUUGACCACUCCUGGCUCAGAAGAUUCUACGGUAAAAUAUUCUAUGGAAUUAUGUACUAUUGUCAUCAAUACUUUCGUUUACCCCUUCAACGCCCUCAUACGAUCAAUGCAAAAAUUCUCCUUUUAUCAGUGAUAGUUUACCUUGCAAUCAGGCGAUAAAAAAAAACAAAGUUAUCACAAUUAUGCUAUUAACUAUGAAAUAUGACGCAGGAGAAUUAAACAGAGUAAGAGAGAGAGCUUCUUCCGUGAUGCACGCGUGAAGUCUUGUUCGCGCGUGUCAGCCACUCGCGUGGUCUCGUUGGUCGCGGGAUCGAGUACUUGCUGGCUAGUGUUCAACCCCUUGAAAGUCGCGAAAUAUUUAAAUUUAAAAUCGUCUUCUUAUGUUUCUUUGUUUUUAGCUUGUAAAAAGCAACCUUCCGCCACCCUGUGUCUCAUCUAGCAUGUAUUUCUGGACUCAUACAUCCCACGAAGAUGAAUCGAAAAAUUCCCACAGCAAGAGAAAUGUUACAGAGGCUAGAAAAAUUACAGAAGUUGCAAAAACAUUUUGUGAGAAGGGGGGAGUCCUACCAUCAAAGAUUACAGUUCUCUGUUCAUAUCGAGGACAGGUCAGCCAAAAUUUUUAAUUUUGUGUUUUAAUCGCUUAUUUUUUUUAACUUUACCCCCAAGUUCCCAUCAACCUUUGAUGAGUGUGAGAGGUAAGAGACGUCUUUCAUGGAGGUCCAUUUUAAGGUUGGCUUCCUCCUAACAGAAAUAUUUUCUGAGAGCUCGCCUAGAGAGUUCGUCAAUUAGGAGUCUCUGUUUUGGAGGGAAAAGCAUACUCAAUUGAUCCACUGGGUUGUGAAAAUGUCCUUUAAUUCUUUACAAAGAAAAUUUCCUCAAGGAUGAACUGUUCUUAAAAAGAUUAAAUAUUUAAUUUUGACUUUUCUGCUUCUGUAAAACACACAGUCGCCCGUAUUAGAGAACAAAUUUUCUGUGGAAAACGCCGAUAUUCUACUUAAUUAUUACUUUAUUGAUGUACUGUCUCUAGUAACGAAUUAGCCCCAAAGCCAACACCAAAAACUGUUGACUGAUUCGUUUCUACUCACGCUUCAGGUCGCCGAAAUAAUGAAGCAUUUCAGACAGGCAGCUGAGUCCGCCCUACUUUCAGGUAUCAAGGUUACAACAAUUGAUAGUUUCCAGGUGAGCAAAGUGGACAUGUCUGCCGAAAACUUACUGAUAUUUUCAAGUAAUGGGAACCAAAUGAUUAUGUUAAUUGAUCUAUGGAUUAUUUACUUAUUUAUUUGUCAUUUCAUGCUUUGACAUGAUAUUGUCUGAAGCCGAUGUUUUCACAUCUCACAUGCAACGGUAAAUUAAGUUCAAGCAUGACUGACCUUAAUUUUACCCGAUACUGCUUCAAUAUCUGUGUUCUUACAACAGACUGACCACCCGACAGACUGCUUGACCUACACACUGACUUAGUGACUGACUAACUGACUGGGUAAAUGACUGACUGACCAGCCAACAGACUGAAUGACCUACACAUUGACUGACUGACUUACUGACUGUCUGGAUAAAUGACUGACUGAUCAGCCGACACACUGAAUGACCUACACACAGGCUGACUGACUGACUGACUGACUGACUGAGCGAAUGGCUGACUGCCUCACCGACUGAUUAACGAAAGAAACUUGGAGACUCAUUGCAUCGAGGUAACCUGCGAUUGACAGCCAUCGUUUCCGGUAGAAGAAGCAAUCCCCAGAGUCGCUUCAUGCCAUGUAACUGGAAUGAGGUCCAGACUUGAUGAGCAACCUGACUCUUAAAACCUAACCUCAAGGAAAAUAAUUUCAGGCGAUUUGGAGUGAGUUGAAUAAACUGUUCAUGUUUUCUUUUACUGACCAGGGGCAAGAGAAUGAUAUAAUUCUCAUAUCUCUGGUCCGAAGUAAUAAGGAAGGGAAGAUAGGCUACUUAUCAUCAAUGAAUCGCUUGUGUGUGGCAAUUUCACGAGCACGCUGUGGUCUCUACUUAUUUGGGAAUCAAGUGCACCUGGCAAAUGCUUCUAGGAAAGGUUGGAAGGUAGGCGUUCCCCGCUGCCGUGUGGGAUCUGGGUCCAAUAAACAUGGUAAAAAAAGGUCAUUACAUUUAUUUAAUUAAGAAAACCGCCAGGCUAAACGUUCUACUUUUAAACUUUGGAGUUAAAGUGGAUAUUCAGGUUACGGGUAACGAGUUGUUUGGUUUUGAUUCUGUAGUAAAUCUGCCUGGAAACCGUUGAAACAAAAAUGAAACAAAACAAAAAAAUGAAAAUUAGGUUAAGCACACUAUCAUAUCAAAAUGUGAGAAGGUGUUUUUAAGUUAUUACUAUUAAUUGAGUAUUACUGCAGGUAAUUCUGCGAAAUUUUGAGCGAGUCAAUUAUUAUUAGCAACGUUUGUAAUGGAGGCACUUUGUGGAACGGAUAGAUCUGCAAAAAGUUAUAGGUUGUCUCUCUAAAGGGUUCUUUACCUUCUUUAGGUUAUUCGUGAAUUUAUGCGGAAGAAGAAAUCUCUAGGUGUAGCAUUCCCGUUUCGCUCGAGUGGAGAUUCCGUAAGUAAAACAAUUUUUUAGCUUUACUACAAUCGUGUGGCUUUAUUUGCACCCUACUUUUCUUUUUUGAUGAUACCAAUUUUUCAAUAAAACUCGCAUGAAAAGUAGUUUACUGUUAUUGGUCAUGCUAGUAAAGGAGAAAAUUAUCUCUUAGACCUAGACAUGGUAAUGUCCCCAUUUAAAUUGUAUAUUUUAUGGAGAGGUAACCACUUUUCCCUAUAGGAAUUAACCUCGUUUUUCCUUGGUCUAUUCUUCGCUGUUUUCCCUGGGAAGCUACUAUAUUUAGAUUAAUGUUCACUGUCAAUGCCAUGAUGGCCCUAAAAUCACUGCUAUUUGUUUGCACUUGACUGAACUAGAGAGGGGAUGAGUAUCACGGAAGCCCUCCAAGGAGAGAUGAAAACAGAGGUAAGAAGGCAACCGCAGCUUUUAUAUUCACGAUAUUUUUUUCACUGUAAUUCAGAAUUGGUCAAUGCCAAGCAGGCAGGUGUAUAUCGAGGUGUAGAUGUGGGAAGUGUGGAAAGCACGAGAAGAGUGUAACAGUUGCUCCAGGCGCAGCCAAACAAUUCUAGCUUCUUGAGUGCUCUCCAAACUUUCCAAGUGCGUCCAGUCCUCGAUAUACGCACAGCUAAAAACCUGAGCCUAUUCUUUUAUAAUAGCGGAUACAGUGGUCUCGUUUGAGCGAGAUUGGGUCAUCUUGUUUAUCUCAAACUGUAAAUGAAAAUUCGCUUCUUUGAACAACUUUUCCUAACCUAGACGAGAACUUUUCAGCAAAAUGCAACUGCUCAUUUCAUGUUUUGUUCGCUGCAUAGAGAUAUAGACCAACGUGGCUUAGUAGGAAUUAGAAAUGAUACGCGCGCGCUGUGUUAUAAAAAUUUGCCUUGAUUUUGACAAGGCAAUCGUCCCAGGACCUCUGCAUUUGUUUGCAUUUUGUUGUCUGUUUUCUAUGUUUUCUCUUUUUAUAAAUUAAUUUAAUUUUCCAACGACCAAACUUUUACUCAUGAAUUGUAACAACGGGACAAGAUCUUAGUGGAUAAAAGUGAGAAAUAACCUCGGGUUCUCAAUGAUAUCUUCGCUUUUGGACGUAACCUCUUCUGCUUUUUAUUGUGCAGGCGACAAAGUAACUAUCUUCGCUGAAAAUGUCUUUGUGGGGGGAGGAGACGGCUCCGUGAAUACAAUGAAUGUUGGUCGAGGUUGGUGUUAAAACCUUCAACUCUCAGAGCUGAUUAAUUUGUAACUUCUACAUAGAAAGUCAUUUUAUUGUUCCACAAACAGGUGUUAAGAGUAAAAAACCUAUCUCUCUAUCUCCAAUUGAGUACAAUAUAAGAUUAACUAGUCUUCAGUAAUUUAACCCUCUAACUCCUAUGAGUGACCAAGACAGAAUUUCUCCUUACAAUAUCAAUACAAUUUCAAGCAGACAACUGAUGAGAAUAAAGAAAAAUAUUAAUUAGGGGAUUAUAAGUUGAUCCAAUACCAAAUUCUCCAAACUAACAUCACAAGAAUUAUAUGGCAAACAGUAAGGAGAAUUACUAAUGAGAUCUUGGAAGUUAAAAGGUGAGGACUUAUAUCGAUGAAGUUUUAAAUGGAGCAAAACAGACGCCAUUGCGAACAACUAUCAGAUUCAUUCUCUGCUUUUACGUGACGUCACAAUUUUUCCAUUUUUACUAGGGAAUUCCCUUUCGGGGACAACAAAUCCAGGGCGUUUAGAAAUGCCACUUCCAACCUCUGGAAAAACCCCAGUUCAUGAUCCAAAGUCGCCCUUACCUUCACCGGGGUUUCCACCACCGCGUAUGGCAAGAAGUGACAUGGGUGCUAAUUCAAAUGGUGUGCCGCUACAAGGAAUUGAGAAGAAUGAGUCGGUAGUCGUUGAUUCCAGGCCAAAUGAGGUACCAGGGGUGGAGUCUGAUAAAGACACAAGACUGCCCGUCCAAGAGGCACCUGCUGCGGAGGAUGCUCUCCUAAGUGAGAUGGAAAAUAUGAAAGAAAGACUACAACAAGAAUCAGGUUUUCCUAAAAAAAGCACAGGCCAUCCUCCUGUUGCUGGCGAUGAAUCCUUGUCGUCUGACAAGGAUGCUAGGAGACCUAUACAAGAAAUGCCAAGGGCGCAAAAAUCUCCUGAAUCGGUCGAGUUUGAAAACAUGAAGGAAAGGCCGGUACAAGAAUCAAAAAACGUCACUUCUGAUUCGUCAGGUAAAGAGGCGAGAAGACCUACACAAGAGUCACCGGAGAAAUUAUCUCCUGGUUUAAGCAAAGAGGAAAGCAUGGAAGAAAAGCCGAUCCAAGAGUUAGCAGACGAGAAACGUUCGGAGGAAACAGCUGUGCAGGAAAGCGAAGAAACUCCAAAGAAGGAGGACGAGUCAAGGGAUCACCCUGUGAGGCAUGUUUACCACGAAGGUGACUUGAAAGAAAACACGAAGGAAACCCUCGCUCAAGAAACGACAAACCAAUCUGAUGAGGAAACAAAAGACCAGAGCCCUGAACAUCAAGUGAAAGAAGGCGAAGACGUUAGACAUCUCAAAGAUGACGAGUGCUCUGACGAAAAACCGCUCAAAGCAAGCACCAGAUGUGAGACAGAAAGCAAAGGUAGCCCAGAGGAAGCCUUACCGACUCAAGAGACUAUGGCCGCGGGGAAAGGGCCUUUUGAAGAGGCUGGGCCGGAGGUUGGCGUCAAGGGGCAUCCCACGGACUAA